GGUGCCUCUUGAGCUGAAGUCGUUCAUGCAAGAGGUGUCAAAAAUUCAGUAUCAGCUCUCCUUGGACAGCCAAAAAUCACCAGAAAACUUCCUCUUCGUCAAGGUUGAAACUUUUGAAAAGGAACUAAAAUUACCUUUUGAAAGAGCCGACAAAAGAUACUUCCCACUCGAUCCAAAAACGAACAAAGGCCUAAUUUCGGAAGUUUCCAUGGAACACGGGGUCCUUUCCUUAACAUUAAGAAGCAUACUAAAGAUUUUCAAUCAUUUCACUAUUCCAGUAGAUAUCUAUUAUAUGACAGAAAAAAGUAAUAAUUUGGCUUUCAUUUUCAACAUACAACCAGGACAGUCCCGAAAUUUGCCAUACAAGGCAGUGUAUACUACUACGGGUCAGCUGUUUUUUUCGGUUAAAAGCUACUCUGUGACCUCGGUACCUUUUGUCUGGCGCGACUUGAAUUCGAACGUGACUAUCUCAAAGACAUUAAUGUGUCGACCUAAGGAUCACCUGAACCACACCGAGCCAUUUCUAUUAUAUGUAAGCGGGAAAAUGAAACAAGUGUAUAGCGAAACGUCGACGCGUUAUACGAUGGCGAGUGUUUGUUACAACGUUUAUUUAAAACCUGUUGUCGUUUUUAAAAACUAUCUGCCCUUUAACGUCGUUUGUAUUAUCGAUAAAUUGGUUGAAGAAUACGUUAUUGAGCCAGGGGCAUACACCCAAUUACCCAACGUGCAACCCGGAACGUCCAGUAUUUGUGUUAAGAUUCCCGAUUACCUAGAAAAGGAAUGGACAUGUAAAAAUGAAUUGUUACAAAAUCCUUCAGAGUUUACUGUAUGGCAGUUCUCCAGUUACGAAAAUAUUGUAAAGGUCAACUUGGACCUUGGAAUGCACUGCAAACAGGAUGGAAGCUCCAUGAUCAUGUCCUUAUACUGUCCGUUUUGGCUGAACAACAAAACCGGGUUGACUCUUGAUUACAGAAAAUCUAAAAAGGAGAAGUCGGAAAAAGGAAGUCCUUCCAAGACGACAGAAGAUAACAUGAAUGUAAUAACACAUCCCAGUAACUACGAUGGACCAAUACUGUUUUCCUUUAAUGCGAAAAACUUUUUUGGGAAGAAAAAAGCUAGCAUUCGAGUGGACAGUGGCGAUUGGUCAGAUAAGUUCCCUCUAGACGUCGCUGGAUCCUCAGGUUACGUGGUUUGCAAAGGACAAAAUCACAUUUACAUGAUCGGAGUUCGCAAUACGCUUACAUACAACGGUUUAACAAAACAAGUAACAUUCACGCCUUAUUAUGUAAUGGUUAAUAACGCAAAGUAUGACAUAGAAUGUCGAGAAUUCGAUAGACCUGCUGACCGAUGGUUCACAGUUCCCGCAAAAUCGUGCGUACCCUUCUGGCCGAGAAGCGAAAAGGACGAUAAACUGCUAAAAUUACGAGUGGUAAACACUGAAGAGACUACGCCACCCUUCCUUAUCACUCAAACAAAUAAUAUUUUACUUCAAUUAGAUAAUAAGUAUGGAGGGAUUCAUGCUGAUAUUCAACUAACUGAAAGUUCGACAUAUAUUAACUUAAGCCCAUACGCCGAAGGCUUACCUCCUCCAAUGAUUCUGAAUCAUACCGACAAAACGAUAAGUUACUGGGAAAAGGAAACUGUUCAAAUCAGAAAACUAGAUCCGGGACAUUCAGUGUUAUUUACGUGGUCGAAUCCGCCCGGUUGUCGUGUCCUAGCUUGGGACAUUGGUAACAAGAAAGAAAUGCAAGACGAAUUACAAACGGACGGACUGAAAGAAUUCUCGCCGAUGCCGAAUUAUACAGUAUACUGGGUAUCGUUUUUAAACGGUAUGCAACGGGUAAUUCUAUUUACUCUUAACGAAGAUGUAGCUGCAGACGUUCAAUCGGCAAAGCAGUUUGAAGUCGCAGACACAGAAAUCAACGUAUCGAUUCACGGUAUCGGCCUGUCACUGGUUAACAAUGUAGCACGCCAAGAAUUGAUGUAUCUUGCAAUUGCCAACAGUGGUAUUAUCUGGGAAUAUGCCAAACUCAAAUCGAAUCGGUAUAUAGAAAUGGCUGUGCGUGAUUCCUACUUAAUGGAACGCGCAUACCAGCGUUAUUUGUCAAAAGAAAAGUGUGACACGCCGGAUUUUGGACGCGAAUUGGUCGACGAAAAGACCGAAGUCGACUUUGACACGUUAAGGAUGUUAAAACCGCAACAAAGGAAGAUGAGACGAGUAUUUCAAUACGGAUUGUGGAUUCAGAUGAAAACGAGCCCGUAUCAGCUACAGUUCCACGCUAAAGUAAACAAAGUGCAGAUAGACAACCAGCUCUUUGACUGUAUAUUUCCGAUAGUCUUGGCACCGGUACCUCCCCCAAGAACCAUGGGAGACAAUUUUCAUAGGCCAUUUAUAGAAAUGAGCGUGGUCCAAAGAGUGAUGAAAUACAGUCACAUCACUCAGUUUAAAUACUUCAAAGUUCUCAUUCAAGAAUUUCACGUGAAAGUCGAUAUAGGUUUCGUCAUCGCCUUGUUAGAUUUACUCGAAACGAACGUUGCAAAUGAAGAGGAAGAACGUAAGCAUUUUUUGGAAAGUAUAAAAUUAACCAAAGAACCCCUCAAAUCUCUAGUCGUUACCAUUUCUCAAAAGGAACAAAAGAGUUUUUAUGACGUACUGCAUUUUUCUCCUCUCAAGAUUCAUGUAAGUUUUUCACUCCAAUCGGGAAACUAUAAAGGAUUAUCGCAGCUGGACGUCGUCAACGUUCUUUUGCAAGGACUAGGUGUCACUCUGACGGAUAUGCAGGAUGUAAUUUUCAAACUAGCGUAUUUCGAAAGAAACUACACAUUUUUAUCUCAAAAUCAACUUAUAUCCGAAGUUACUUCUCACUAUUCGAAUCAAGCCAUAAAACAACUUUACGUACUCGUACUUGGACUAGAUGUCCUGGGAAAUCCGUACGGCCUAGUAUUGGGUAUUACGAAAGGUUUCGAGGACUUCUUUUACGAACCAAUUCAAGGUGCAAUCCAAGGACCUGGCGAAUUCGCCGAAGGUCUGGUACUGGGUGCCCGCAGUUUAUUUAGUCACACGGUAGGUGGUGCUGCAGGUGCCGUUUCGAGAAUCACAGGAGCCAUGGGUAAAGGUAUUGCAGCGCUCACUUUUGACAAAGAUUAUCAGCGAAGAAGAAGAGACGCCAUGACUAAAAAACCUGCCAGCGUACAAGAGGGACUCGCCAGAGGGGGAAAGGGGCUCGUUAUGGGCGUGUAUGACGGGGUGACCGGAGUAUUUACGAAACCUAUAAGCGGAGCGAAACACGACGGCGUCGAGGGUUUCUUUAAGGGUUUAGGAAAAGGUGCCAUCGGUCUCAUUACACGGCCCACUGCUGGAGUGAUCGACUUUGCCAGUGGCUCUCUUGAAGCCGUCAGAAGAGCGACAGAUUUAGAGGAAGACAUCUGCAGGAUACGACCUUCAAGGUCAUUGCCAGCUGACGGUUUUGUGCGGCCGUACAAUAUUCAGGAGGCCGAAGGAAAUAAAAUUCUGAUGGAGUUGGAAAAGGGAAAGUACUCUACGACAGACGUCUACGUGGCUCAUUUUACAAUCGAAAAAAAUCAAGUUUUGUUAUUAACAGAUAAAAGAAUCGCUCUUGCUUCUCACAGUGAAGUAUUUGGAGGAUGGCAGGCGGAAUGGGCAUUUGCAUGGUCCGACAUACCGUCGUCUGCCACCGUGCAUCCCAAGGGAGUACAGAUUCCCAUUCCUGAGGCGAAAAAGAAAAAGUUUGGCAUGUUCGGUUCUAACGGAGCCAAUAAGUUAAUUAAUGUGCAAAACGAUGCUUUAAAAGAAAAGAUCGUUAAACAAAUCGAGUAUAUGCGGGAAAAGGCUUAAUAGUAGAAGCAAAGCUCAGAUAUUAUUUUCUUAAUGCUGGCUUAUAAAUGCACAAUUUUUUAUAUGUAUGCUUUAUAGAAAAGAACACUACUUACUCCUUUACAUUUACCAGUUAAAAUAUUUCUUUUAUUAAGCUUUUAAUAUAUAUUCUAAAUACUUUAUUUACACGUUAUAUACAAGUAAAAAAUUUAAAAUAAUUAAAAUUUUACCAGUGCUCAGUUUUAAAAAUAUUAAACUUUUGUGUUUUUUCAAACUCCAAGUUACAGGAUUAUUGUAAAUGCACAUUUUUUUUCGGUUCUACAACGCAGUGAAUUUACUAUUCAUAUAUAUGCUACUCCCUCGAUUUAAUCACACAAGUAUAGGCAAGGACCUUUAUUGUGAUCUGACUUUCACCUGAUUAAAUUUCAAAAUAGCAUUGUAA
Messenger RNA from Agrilus planipennis (emerald ash borer), 4277 nucleotides. Its product is annotated as vacuolar protein sorting-associated protein 13. Gene Ontology annotation, biological process: protein retention in Golgi apparatus; protein targeting to vacuole. Gene Ontology annotation, cellular component: extrinsic component of membrane. The transcript is spliced from 17 exons. Bases 26 to 3856 code for a protein of 1276 amino acids. The record is from RefSeq and is a predicted model, not a curated record. NCBI's taxonomy places the organism in Eukaryota, Metazoa, Arthropoda, Insecta, Coleoptera, Buprestidae.